Molecule: messenger RNA, 2191 nt
Organism: Rhizophagus irregularis DAOM 181602=DAOM 197198
Lineage: Eukaryota; Fungi; Glomeromycota; Glomeromycetes; Glomerales; Glomeraceae
Source: RefSeq, a predicted model, not a curated record
AUGAAUCCAAUAAAUAAUCAUUUUAGGGUGAAAUGUGGGAAAUGUUUUCCCUUUUUUGCUAUGGAGUCUCUACUUCAUGAAAUUAGAAGUGAAAUAUUUAAAUUUAUAGAUACACCUAUUUCACUUAUUCUUACAGAUCGCAAAUGGUAUGCUGUCUCGCAAGAUCCUCAUGUUCGUGGGGAAUGGUUAAUAUAUAAAUAUGGUCGAUCCCACGCUUUGUUUCAUGGCGUUAGGCUUGGAAAUGAUUUUUUAAAGCUUGACGUUGUUCAGGCAUUGCUCGCAAGAAAUGCCAUGAUUUCUAGAUAUUUUGUACAACGUCUAUUAAUGCAUUUUGGGUCAUAUGAUGAAAAACUUAUAGAACUUAAGAUCCAACAUAAUGUAAAUCAAAUUGAUUUUGAUAGAAUUCGUGCUUUUCAAAAGAAGUUACGUUGUCCUUGGGCUAGUAAUCUACCUUUACCAAUUUUUACUAAACUAAUCACUGAAGGAUAUAAUACUUUAAGUGAUCAUGAUCUUGUGAUGAAAGGGAAUGAUAUGGAAUUAUUUCAUUUUCUAUCGGCUGGUCCUCUUGUCAUUAAUGAUGCUCCUCAAAAACUUCUUCAAAAUCUUAAUAAUAUUGAAGAUUUGAUUUUAAAUAAAAAGUUUGUACCUUUCCCCCCUCGUCCUAAACCUAUUUUCGAAGAUACCAUAGAAUAUAUUCAAUUAAUGCAAGCGAGAGCUCAUGAAGAUUAUCCUCCGAAGGAUGGCUAUGAAAAUAGUCGUCAACUUAAUGUCGUGGCUAGAGCGAUAUUGAUACAUCCUGAUUUAGUAAAUUUAUGGAAGAAAAUUGGCUAUCGCGAAGUUUGUAGUGAUGUCAACGAACUCGUGAUGCAAGGCGCUCUUUUAACUUUAUUCCCUCCUACUCCACCCAAUAGUUGGGUAAUUCCUGACGUUAAUUCCAUUGUAACUCGUUUAAGACAACUCCUUGAUCUCGGAUUCCAAUUAACUGAAAUUGUUAUGGAAGAAGCGUUUCAUUUAUUCGAACAUAGAUUAAAUGAAAUGGGCGAUCUUUUGAUAAGUUCGUUUCAAAAAAUUCGUAAUGAAUCAAAAUCCACUAUUUCUCGAUCUUGCCUCAUCCAAGCCAUAAAACCCGAAAGAAAUCAUAGAAAAUUUGAUUUAUUGGAAUUCUUGAUUAAUAGAAUUGAUCAACCAGAAGAAGCUUUAGAAGACGCAUUAAAUCAUUAUAACGUUGGGUUUAAAUAUGACUCCAAUUCACUUACAUCAUCAAAAAUGAGAUCAUUGUCGGUUCAUUCAAAUUUUUAUUAUUGGGUACUUAAAAAAUAUGGUCCAAAUUCUAGAAUUACGCAACUAUGUUUUGAUGAUAUUUUAGAAUCAAGAAUUUGGAUAGAUUUAAAAUUAAAUGAAAAUCCUGAAUUAGACGUUCCGGAACAUCUUACUUCACAAGCAUAUAAUUCAAUUUGUUCUAUUUAUUUAGAAUUUUGCAAUGACAGAAUUCCAUUUAAAGCAAAUUAUUUACCAUAUUUGAAAUUAUCCAACGAUGAAGAGAUAAUUAAACCAUUUUUUGAAAUAGGAUUACCAAUUAUUUUUAAUUUAGAAUUAAAUAGCAAAUUGCUUUAUGAUAUUAGUUAUGAAUGCAAUAGACCAGAGUAUAAAAUUAAUAAAAUUACUCAGAAACAUAGAAGAAAAAAUAAUAAGGUGAUCAAAAUAAAUAAGAAUGAGGUGAAGGAAUGGUUUAGAAUAUUUAAGAAUAUAUAUUACGAUCACGCUCCUGUAAAUAAUUCUAUUACCGACGUUUUUAGAAGAUAUUUGGAAGAAUUUUGGGAAAGAAUUAAUUCGUCUCAAACUUUAGAAAUUGAUGAUUAAAUUGGGCAUUGAUACUUUAUAAGUUCUUGAAAAAAGGAAAGUAAUUUUACUUUUAUUAAAAUGUUCAAUUAAUUAAAUUAUAUUAAAGAAAUUGUUUUUGGUCGGUCCUCAAAAUAUAACCCGUUGAAUUACUCGUAUCGUGAAUAAUAACGAAUAAAGCUUUUCUAAUUGUUCUUUUCGAAUAUCAAAUUUAAAUUUUUUCUCGCCUCCCUUUAUUUCUCAAUGUGUAUAAUAUACUGUACAUGUUGCCGAAACUCGGCAAUUUCGGAAUAAUUUCCUUCGGCUAAUCAUUCUAAAGCGAAACUCAAGUCGAAAGUUGGGCCGAAAUUUC